ACGGUUGCAUUGACCCGGUCGCAGAGAUUCUAUGUCUGUUUUGCCUGUUUGAUGAAUCUCGUUUCGAGAACUUCCCGGUUUGGAAAUAGGGUUUGCUGGAUGUUUUUGAGUGAAAAGAAAGGACAUAUUCUUAUCGGCGGUGAAGAUGGGGGACUUUUAUGACCCAGAGCAUCCAACGGAGUGUGAAAUUACCUUGAAGCGCUUGCUGCUCUGAGUUCAUUCCUGCCAGGCCAGAGGCUGCAAACCAGCACUGGCUAUCGAUUUGCAGAGACCCCGUAACGUGAGACCACCAGUAAAUGGAUACAUUCGUGGAAACAGAGAUCAGUGAAGAGGGAAAUGAUUUAUCGGCUAAGGACACAAAUCUGUCUAAAUCGUCCCUGCUUAAAGUUCCAAAAGGGGUGUCUUCGAGCCGCUUUCUACCCAAGGGCACUAAGACUACGGUAAAUCUGGAGGAACAGGGCAGGCAGAAGGUCUCAUUCAGCUUACCCAAGAAGCAUCUACAGACCCGGUUCUUGGCACCCAUCAGUCCUGAGAAGUUGCAGAACGACUCUCAGAUUGCCACUGUGACCACAACGUCUGCUCCCCCACAGGGGAUAACUCGACAACUCCUAGACAGUAAGAGUGAACCAUUUGAGCCACCUCCUGUGGUAGAGCAGCUCUCGCCACCCAAACUCAAGCUGGACAUGGGGAAGAUGCACUUCGAAAAGCAGCUUCUUGGUGUCACAUCCAAGCUUGAGACGGCACCUCCCGCUUCUCACACCGUAUUAGAAGAACCUCCGCAGUCAGAACCUAACCCCAAAUCUAUACCUGAACCCCAGAAUGACAUGAACAGUGCCCGUGAAGAACCCAUGAUGGAAGAUGGUCCUGAGGAUUCAAGCUCCUAUAAAGAGGAAGCUGCUGAUACUUCUCCUGUUGGGAAAGAAGGUGAGGAGCAGAUCAGUGUGAAGAAUGUACCCACCCAAUAUUCAGGGAAUCUGGAGACAAAGAAGCUAUCCCAGUCCGAGUGUGCCUUUCUUGGUUCAGAGUCUGAUGGUGAUUCAGUAAAGACUUCUUCCAGCCACAAAUCAGGUGACCCCAAAAACGUAGUGUGUGCAGAGAAGAGCAAAGAUGUUAAGAGGAAUUUGACGACCUCCAAAGCAGAAGAGUCUGGGAAGUCGUCAUCAUCGUCUUCCUCUCGCACCAAGUCUGAGAAGGAUGGUAGACUUUCUAGUCAUUCGAAGUCCGACCGAGACUCAAGGCACACAUCCUUGCAUUCUUCUAGAUCAGAGAGGGACAGGCGGAGGAGCAGGUCACGUUCUAGAUCCAGAGGGUCAAGAACAAGCUCAUCUUACUCUAGAUCUGAUAGAUCGUCAAGAACUGAUAGGUCUUCAAGGAAUGAUAGGUUGCAUUACACGGAUUCAGACAGGAAGUACCAUAGGAGCUCCCCCCACAGGGAGAGAAGUAGGUCCUCCCGUCCCCAGUCAGACAGGCGGUCUAAAGACAGUUCAGACUCUGAGGACGAUCACAAAAGGACUCAUUCCAAGGCCAGUGAUUCUAGAAGAGUCUCGACUCGUUCCUCUUUGCACAGGGAGUCGAAAACUUCUUCCUCCUCUUCCUACUCCAGAUCAGAAAAAGAAUCCAGAACAGAACCGUCUCACUCAUCAGAGUCAGAAAAAAGGACACGAUCUCACUCAAAAUCUGAGCGUGAUUACCGAAAGUCUGGCGAUUCAGAGACAGUCAGAAGGAACUCUCCCGACUUUGAGCUUGAUCGAAGGAGGUCCAGCACACACUCUAAAUCGGACAGCAUUGUAAACUCUCAUUCCAAAUUGAGUACGCCACUACUGGCUUCAGAGAAAAAAUCUAGAGGGACCACUUCCAGUUCGGACUCUGAGGAUGAGCUCAAAGGGAAGUCCCGAUCUCAGGUCUCAAAGUCUUCUGCUUCAAGGUCCAAUGAAUUACGGACUGCUGCUUCCAGAAAGACUGAUAACAAAAAGACAGAUAAGGGCGAACUGAAAUGUUCCCCUUCCAAACCCAGGGAGUCUUCAGGUUCCCACAAAUUUGAUAGAGUUAUGGAAAAAUUGACUCAAGAAACUGAGAGACAAUCACAAAGAAAGCCAGACUCCAAAUGUUCUGAGUCCAAGGCUGUUCCUGAAGAUCCUUGUUCAAGGAGUGGAAAUGGGGAUAGAAAAGAAACACUUUGCCUUGUGAACGAUAAACUUCAAGAUUCAAACAGUAAGGAAUUUGAAGAAAUGGACUGCCAUCCAUGCAACCAACCAGCCAGCCCAAAUCUAAAUGACAUAAAAAAUCUAACUGUGCCUGAACCAGACCAUAUAGAGGCAUCAAUAAUCCUAGACUGUGACAAAACGGACCUUCCUAAUUGGACAAGGUCCAGUAACACUGCAACCUAUAGGAACUGUUCUUCUCUAUCAAAAUUGCAAGAACGUGAUCCAUUAACAGAUCACAUUAAAAGCCAGCUUUUGACAAGUACAAUGUACCAGUCCAACCCAGUUUCUGCUGACAUCAAGGCUUCAUCUGCAUAUUGUGACUCUGAUAUGGUUGUGGAUGAACUACGUAAUAGAUCUCAUGAAACUUUGUCUGACAGACAGCAGGAAAGAAGUAAUCGCACAGAAAAUGUUGAACUCCAAUCAGUUGCUGUGUUCUGUGAUCCCCACGUGGAUGUAGAUUCAAUACAGUACACUGGCUCCUCUGAGCCUUUUGAGAAAACUGUGACAUCUGAAAUUGUGUGUGAAAUGCAGAUCUCCCCUACAGUGAUGCAUAUGGAACCCAAAGCUGUAAUGCGUGAGAGAGCUUCUGGUGAAUCCAUGAAAGUCAAAGGAGAUUCCAUUGAGUGGAAAGAAGUAGCUGAUGCAUGCCUGACUAGCUCCAUUAAAGAGCAGUUGGGAGAAAAUAAAGACUCCAUAGAAAAUAAACUUACCUCAGUGGAGCAUUGCAGCGCUGAGGAAGAACAUCCCAUAUUAAACACUGCUGAAGGUUCCCAGAAGGUGCUUGAUUUGUAUAUAGACAAGCUGCCUGGAAAGCAGCAGGCUGGCUUGGAAAAAGAUGAAGUCAUUCCUCCACUGCAACCUGCUUCCACCAGAAAGGAGCUUUUAUUGAAAGAAAAAAAGGACUUGCACCAAGGAGAACACAAGAUUAAAGAACCCAACGCAAACACAGUAGAACUUUCUCUUAAAGACGCUCCUAUGUCAUUUCAAAAAGAAUGCCCUCUGAAAAAAUAUCCCUGUUCAAACUCAUUUGAGAUUUCCCAAAUAGAGGAACAAACCUCAAAUUUUGAAGAUCACCACCUAACUAAUGCAGACACUGUAGCACCUAAAGAAGAACCCAAUUCAAAUAAAGAUCAUUUCCAGAUUAGGUCAAACUUGGAUGUAGUAAAACAGGCUGUUAAAGAAGACUUUGGAUUAGACCGAGGGAACUCUCCUGAAGUACCCAGUACAGGCACAGUAGAAAGCUGUCUCUAUGAAGAUCCUGGUUCAGACUUUUUAAAAGAACGGAACUCUGAAUCUCUGCAAUUGUUUCUUAAGGGAGAACCCAAUUUCAACCCAGUGGGUUGCUCAGUAAAAGAGCAGCCUAACUCAAGUAGCGAUCUUUGCUUAGAAAAGCAGCCAGCCUCCAAUGUAGAAGAAAACUUUGCAAGAACAAAGGAAAUUGCCAAACAAGUGGACAGUUGUGUGUGGCAGCCAGAGGAGCUAUCAGUUAGGUAUGUUAUGCCACAGCUGCAACCUCCCAGCGAGGCAAGGCAUAACAAUGAUACUGAGCAGUUUGAUGUUGCUUCGAAGUUUGUAGCAGACUUUAAAGAGUCUUGUUGUACCUCAGUUGGCACAGGAAAAGAUGAAGGUGCAUGGCAGAGCAAGCCAGACAGCAGCUGUGUUUCAUCUAAGGGGAGUGGAGUAGACCACAUGGGAGGGAGAGUGGACGACAAGGAGGAUGAAGAUAGUGAAGAGAGUGAGACCGAGGAUUCAGACUCUGACUCGGAUGACAGUGGUAUGCCCAGGAACCGGCUACAAUCUGUGGUGAUUGUGCCUAAAAACUCGAGCCACAUCCAGGAGAUCAGAGGCUUGUUGACCACUUCUUCCAGACGCAGCACCACCCCAGAGCAGAGGUCCACAUACUGGGCUCAGCCUGGAGCCAGGGAUGUUUGCAACCACACCUCAUCCGAUGAAGAAAACACUCGAGAUAAAUCCAGGAAGAGGGGCAGGAGCCCGGAGGGAAGACUGCAAGCUUCAAGUCCUCAGCCAGCCGAGAGUGGCAGACAAAACUUUACAUCUGCUGCAGAGAGGUUCCCUGAUGCUGGUCAACCUCAAAGCACCGCCUACCAGUCACAGAGCAACAUGGUAGACAGCACCAGCCAUUCUGCUGGCAUCCCCUGCCCUGAACCUCGCUUGGAACGUGAAUUGCGGACCCAGGAAAAAACUAAGCAGACACCAGCGUUGAUGUACAUUCAUACUGAACCUAGCCGUGGUUUCAAUUCCUGGGAGGCACCCCUGUCUGGAUGCCACAGGUACUAUGAAAAUCCAGACAGUCGACAGGGCAAGGGAUGGUCUUCAAGGCAGCCGUACUAUCAGUCUGGGGAUUUCUCCAAACUGGAUGGCUUCCCCAGUAGUGGUGACGGUUACACCUUGGGCUGGGAUUUCUCACAGCCUGAAAUGCCCAGCAGCACUUACCAGCAACCAGACAGCAGCUAUGGGGUCUACCCUGGCUACGCUCACCACCAGCUGCAGCAACAACAGCAGCUUCCUCUGCAAGGGAACUGCACAGCGGGACAGCUUUACAGACAGGACAAUGCCCACUGGGCUCCCCGAUCAGACAGUUACGGGACGGGUUGUGCCAGUGGCCCCUCGCAGUACCAGGAGCCUGUGAGCCAGGUGCACCCUGACUCACUGACCGAUGAUUAUGAGGAUGAAGAGAGAUCCAGCCAGCUAGCAAGUGCAAGCAGUACAGGAGAUCCCCACCAGCAAAAGGGACGAGCACUUCCUCCCUUUGUCCAGGCUAAUGAGAUCAGCAGCAAUUCCAAGGGGGCUGUCAGCAGUGCUCCAGAAAGAAAUGUGACGUCUGGAGCAUGCAAGGAGGAGAACCGCAAGCCAUCCAAAGGGAAAGGGCCACCGAAAAAGAGGCGUCCUGAAGUGGAGUUGGACUCUGAAAACGAGGCAGACCCAGGGCCCCCCAAAAAGGAUCGUGUGGGUGAAGGGGAAGUCUUAAAGGUCCCUUCUUCUCGCCACUCGGAGAACGGGCGCCCUCUCUGCAGCCUGCAGGACUUGCAGGACCAGCAAGCCUGGAAGGAGGGCUCCAAAACUGGGAAGAUGCCACCUUACUUCAACCUCAUUGAGGAGAAUAUCUACUUAACUGAAAGGAAGAAGAGCAAGUCUCACCGUGAUAUCAAGCGCAUGCAGUGCGAAUGCAGCUUGCUGUCCAAGGAGGAGAGGGCCCAGGGGCGAUGGGCCUGUGGAGAGGACUGCCUGAACCGACUGCUCAUGAUCGAAUGUUCCUCCCGGUGCCCCAAUGGACCAUAUUGUUCAAAUCGACGUUUCCAGCGCAAGCAGCAUGCAGAUUUCGAGGUCAUUUUAACUGAGAGUAAAGGUUGGGGGCUGCGGGCAGCCAAGGACUUGGCCCACAACACCUUUGUACUGGAGUACUGUGGAGAGGUCCUGGAUCACAAGGAGUUCAAGGCCCGAGUGAAGGAGUAUGCACGCAGCAAGAACAUUCACUACUACUUCAUGGCCUUGAAGAACAAUGAGAUCAUUGAUGCUACUCAAAAGGGAAACUGCUCACGGUUCAUGAACCACAGCUGUGAACCAAACUGUGAAACUCAGAAGUGGACUGUGAAUGGACAGCUGCGAGUUGGGUUCUUUACUACUAAGUUAGUUCCAGCAGGAACUGAGCUCACUUUCGACUACCAGUUCCAGAGAUAUGGUAAAGAGGCCCAGAAGUGUUUCUGCGGGGCACCCAGCUGUCGUGGUUUCCUGGGCGGGGAAAACCGGGUCAGCGUCCGGGCUGCAGGAGGCAAGAUGAAGAAGGAGCGGCCCCGCAAAAAAGACUCUGUGGACGAAGAGCUAGAAGCUUUACUGGAGAAUGGAGAUGGGCUGUCAGAUGAGAAACAGGUGCUGUCUCUCUGCCGGCUUAUGGUGAGAGUGGAGACGAUGGAGCAGAAACUCACCUGCCUUAAACUCAUACAGAACACCCAGAAUCCAACCUGUCUGAAACUGUUCCUGGAUCACCACGGGCUUUCCCUGCUCUGGAUCUUCAUGGUGGAGCUGGGAGAGGGGAAGGGCAACUCCAGCAACAACAUGAAACUGCAAAUGGAGAUAAUAAAGAGCCUCGAGGUGCUGCCAAUAUCCACUAAGAACAUGCUGGAGGAGAGUAAAGUCCUACACUUCAUCCAGCGUUGGGCCCAGACCAAGACUCUGCUGCCCCACGUGAUCGAGCUGGAUGGCUACUCCAGUGAGAACACAUCGCGUGCCCAGACCCCCCUCAACACCCCCGAUGGCGCAGGUUUCAGCAAGCCCACCCAGGAGCUGGACACAGAGACGCCCAAGAGGGCCGUCUACCGGCGCCUUAAGAUCAUCAGUGAGAACAGCAUGGACAGCACACUUUCUGAUGCCAGCAAGGCCUCAGACGGGGAGCUGGAGGCCAAGGAUGGCAAGGAAGAGGAUGAGGAGGAAGAGGAGGAGGAGGAAGCAGACUCCUCACAGGCAGACCUAGCUGAGAGCCAGCCCUGUGAAGGUCAGUCCGCUGAGUGCAGAGUGUCCCAGGACAACAGUGUACAGCCCCCUGACAACGCAGACAAGUCCCAGGAUGAGCCACAGACCGAGCCCCGGCCUGAGGGAGACUUGCAGGCCAUGAAUGUGGAAACCAGUACAGAGAUUGAAGACAUUGGGGACUUUAGGACUGAGAAUGGAGAAGCCCUGGCUCCAUGUGGAGAGGCUAGGGACAAUGAGAAAUCCAGGGCUGAGAGUGGGGUCCCACAGGAGGAGGAGGGGGAGGAGGAGAAGGAAGAAGAGCAGGCUAGCAUCCAUCCAGGCGAGCCUGAAGGAGGGGACCCCCACACCCAGUCUGCAGCUGUCCAGCCCGGGAGUCUUUGCAGUCAGGCAGAGCUGAAGGAGCAGCCCCAGGCUGAAGAUCCCGAGGCCGGGCCGAAGCUGGAGGAGUCAAUGGCUGUAGAGACGCCCUCUCAGGACGAGGAGGAGGGGGUGUCUGACGUAGAGAGUGAGCACAGCCAGGAGCCCCCCCAUAAGAUCGCUGACAUUAGUGAGAUGGCCUCCAGGCUGCUGGACAGUUGGAAGGAUCUGAAGGAGGUAUACAGGAUUCCAAAGAAGAGUCAAGUCGAGAAGGAGCCACAGGAGCGAGGUCGGGACAGUCAGAGUCUGCGGGACCACCCUCUGACUCCACGCACCCCCUCGGGGAGUCGAGAGAGGGACCGGGACAGAGAGAGGGACAGGGACAGAGAGUCCGAGAGGACACCCCACAGCAAGGAUCGAAACAGGCGCCGUUCUUCCCUUUCCCCCCCACAUUCCAUCUACGAGAGAAGCAACAGGAGAGGAGAUGACCGGUAUGAUGUCCAGAGCAGCAGCAGCAAGAAGAGCAGGACCAAGGAGCGCAACAAGCUGUCAACGGAGGAGCGGCGCAAGCUGUUUGAGCAGGAAGUGGCUCAGCGUGAGGCUCACAAACAGCAGCAACUGCAACAAACCCUGGGGGUUGGCUCACCCAUGCCCUACGAUACCCUGGGCACAUACGCCAGCAGCAACCACCACAGCUUCUACCCACCAGGCUACCCCAUUCAGACCUAUGUGGACCCCAGCAACCCGAACGCAGGCAAGGUCUUGUUGCCCACCCCUCCUGUGGAGCCCAUGUGUGGCACACUGACCUAUGAGCAGAUGACACCCCAGCCCCUUCUCCCAGACCCUGGCCUACCCUCACCCACACAGCAGCCCGUCACAGCCAUACAGCAUGUGCCCACACCCAUCGAAGUACCCAGCACUCCACAGUACAUGCAGCAGAGCGUGCCCCAGGACACUGCUGUGGUUGUCCUCUCGGGUCCUGCGCCAACAGGACAGCAGCAGGUUCAGGGGCAGAGUUACGCCUUGUGGGACCACAGCACUCAGCAGGCCUUAGCAGUGCAGCCACAGUCCUACCAGCUGGCACAGCCACAGACUGCAAUCUACUACCAGGGUCAGCCCUGCCAGACAGUGUACAACAUUGCCACACCCUACACACAGACCAGCACUCCUGCGGUACAGGGCUAUGCACAGCCCACCACCCCGUACAUCCAGGGCCAACAGGUGUAUUCGGCUCACCAGCAGGGGGUGGUGUUGCAGCAGGCAGGAACAGUGACCACAAUCGUAACGGCACAGACAGUGCAGCAGGAGUUGUUGGUGUCAAACAGUGUGAUGGACCUGCCCCCUCCCUCACCCCCGAAACCCAAAACCAUUGUUCUCCCUCCCAACUGGAAAGCAGCACGUGACCCAGAGGGCAAGAUCUACUACUACCAUGUCAUCACAAGACAAACACAGUGGGAUCCCCCUUGUUGGGAUGGGGGCAGUGAUGUCAGUGUCGACCAUGAAGCCGAAAUGGACCUGGGGACCCCCACAUACGACGAGAACCCCACCAAGGAUUUAUCAAUGUCUCAGGAUGGGAGCUUAGAAGGGACACCUAAUGCUUACCAGUUCUCCACAAAGGCUAAAACGGCGGAGGCAGACACCUCGAGUGAGUUAGCCAAGAAGAGUAAAGAGGUGUUUCGGAAGGAGAUGUCACAGUUUAUUGUGCAGUGCCUAAACCCCUACAGAAAGCCAGACUGCAAACUGGGCCGGAUAAUCAACACGGAGGACUUCAAGCACCUUGCACGGAAGCUGACCCACGGGGUAAUGAACAAGGAGCUGAAGUCCUGCAAGAACCCAGAGGACCUGGAAUGUAAUGAGAAUGUGAAGCACAAAACCAAGGAGUACAUCAAGAAGUACAUGCAGAAAUUUGGGGCCAUGUACCGACCCAAAGAGGACCCAGACAUGGACUAGCACCUGCUCUCUGUGCUCAUAGACUCGAGAGAAAUGAGAGAGCACAGGAUUCCAUACCUGGGCUAGGAGGUAUCCCCCUGGGCUGGAAUACACUUCCCUCUCUCUUAUGCAGGAUGCAAACUAAAUCGCCACUCCCAGAUUCUCCUUGGGAAAUGAUUUCAGAUGAGGAAGAGAGAAAGAGGGAUUCAUGACAGCCCCUUCUUGUAGGCUUGAACAAAGACCAUCGCUCCCAGUGGAGCUGAAUAACUGGAGUUUAAGAAGCCUUUUAUUAACUGAGCCAGUCCCUGAUGAGAGAACAUUCUCCCCCUAGGGCAACCACUUCAUUCUGAGGAAUGAAUUUUCAUCUAUCUGCAGCAUUCUUCUGUUGCUAUGACUUGACGUAGGGUUAUCCUAUGCUUGCACAUGUAAUUCAUAGAUGUGUGUGUUUGUAUAUGCAGGUGUGUAAUUCACAUGCCAUAGCUAACACGUUGUCAGUGCAGGAUUGAGAGCUAUUCUGUUGGCAUUAAUGAAUCAAUUACUUAUUACUUAUGGGUUUAUUGUGAAUUAUUUAAUUAUUUUUCUGAAGGGUCAGGCUAAGUAUCUUGUAAGUAGGAAAGACAUUUGUGUCAUUUCAGUAGAGAAGUCUUGUACUAACAGACUCGCUUUAAUGUAUAUGCAUAUAUAUAUAUCAACUAGGAACCAACUAGAAAAUAUUCCAUUGUGUAUAAACGACCAUUAUACUUAUAAAGGUGGUUGAAAUCAAGCCAAGUGUGAUUCUGAUGACUGCUACCAUGAAAUACACACAGAACCAACACCAAAUUGAGACUGGUCUACUGCACUGUGUGUUUACAGUCAGCCACAAAAUGUACGUGGCAUCACAAUCUUGAAAAUUGCUUUAAAUGGUAACAUUCAAGAAGUCCAGUCCAAAAUACAUCCUAAAAACUGGUUUAAAAUAGCUUCACAAACAAACAUUUGAUGGGUUUUUAAAAGCAUUAAUUCUUUCUGCAGUGGUAAUUGAUAAUUGACCUUGUCUUUCUUUAAGUGCACCUAACUUGCUGUUAAUUAUCAAACAGAUAAUAACCCAUGCGCAGGACUUUCAACUCUCAAGUAUUAUUAUUGUGGCACAAGUUAGUGUGCGUAUUACCAGACUGUGCUAUUUUAAUAAUAAGAUAAAACGAGGGUAUCCUGAAAUUGAAUUCUACUUCAUGUGCAUUAUAACCUUGUACACACACGCAUAUAAACAUACUUGACAUGCUUGCUGUGGGGGAGACUGGACUUGAUUCCAAACUUACUGCAAAAUAAAGAAGAUUCAUUUCUGCAGAGGCCAGUCCUAUCUGCUUCUGUGUCUGUCCCUCUCUCUGUGGCUGGCAGGGGGAUCCCAGACCUCCAGUGCUUUUAACUGCAUUAAACUAUAGUUUUCAUAGAAAUGUAUAAUAAUGUUUUAAGAUAUAUGAAUAUAUUGAUACAUCGUUUUUUUGUUUUUUUUCCCCCCAAUAGCAAGGAUGUUUCCUUUGUAAAAGAAUGGUGUUUGAGAUUUUAAAAUGUAAAUAUAAAAAAAUGAUGAAAUUACAAUAAAGUGAAGUCUUGUCAACACUCAGUUGUUUGUUUCUACCAGGUUAAAGUCUGGUGAUGCCCCACUCCUACCAUUUCAAAAGGUUACCGUGUUUUAUAAUCACUGCUUUUUGUCAUUUUGGUUUUGUUCCAAUUUCUAUUGAAAAGAAAAACAGAUUUCUAUGUACAAAGGAGACUCUCCUCUUCUCCCAUGUAAGUAUGGUGCGAGGAUAUUGUGUAAAGUCUUUUAAAAGAAAAUAAACAUUUUUUUAAAAAUUAAA
Polyodon spathula (Mississippi paddlefish) is the source of this 10810-nucleotide messenger RNA. RefSeq names its product histone-lysine N-methyltransferase SETD2-like. Lineage: Eukaryota; Metazoa; Chordata; Actinopteri; Acipenseriformes; Polyodontidae. Gene Ontology annotation, biological process: regulation of DNA-templated transcription. Bases 297 to 8999 code for a protein of 2900 amino acids. The record is from RefSeq and is a predicted model, not a curated record. The transcript has 23 exons. Gene Ontology annotation, cellular component: nucleus; chromosome. Gene Ontology annotation, molecular function: histone H3K36 methyltransferase activity; protein binding.